Messenger RNA from Rhodamnia argentea, 802 nucleotides. RefSeq names its product major allergen Pru av 1-like. Lineage: Eukaryota; Viridiplantae; Streptophyta; Magnoliopsida; Myrtales; Myrtaceae. Gene Ontology annotation, molecular function: abscisic acid binding; signaling receptor activity; protein phosphatase inhibitor activity. Gene Ontology annotation, biological process: defense response; abscisic acid-activated signaling pathway. The transcript has 2 exons. Bases 99 to 578 code for a protein of 159 amino acids. The record is from RefSeq and is a predicted model, not a curated record. Gene Ontology annotation, cellular component: cytoplasm; nucleus.
UUCAGUUCAGCCUCUUCUCUUCACUACAAAGUUCAACACUACUAAGUCUUUCCUGAUCACCCUCUUCUCAGUUUCAUCAACUCUAUUCCGAUCCAACCAUGGGUGUCGUCACUUACGACUCCGAGAUCACGUCCUCGAUCCCUCCGGCCAAGAUGUUCAAGGCCGCUGUCCUCGACGCCGAUAACAUCAUCCCCAAGGUCCUCCCGCAAGCCAUCAGGAGCAUAGAAGUCCUCGAGGGCGACGGAGGUCCCGGGACCAUCAAGUUGAUCAAUUUCGGCGAAGGCAGUCAGUACAAGACGGUAAAGCACAAGGUCGAGACCCUGGACAAGGAGAACUUCGCCUACUGCUACUCGAUCAUUGAGGGCGACCCGCUGGGCACCACCUUCGAGAAGAUCAGCUACGAUGUGAAGAUCACCGCGUCGCCCGACGGAGGCUCGGUGUGCAAGAGCACGAGCAAGUACUACACCAUCGGCGAGGUGGACCUCCCCGAGGGGAAGAUCAAGGCCGGGAAAGAGAAGGCGUCCGCCAUGUUCAAGGCCAUCGAGGCAUAUCUGGUGGCAAAUCCGGAUGCCUAUUGAGCCGAUCUCAUCCAUCUUGUAUUGUUCGUGUUCUGUGUUAAAUAUGUCUGGUUGUGCUGAAUCCAAAAGUAGAGAAGAGAAGUUGAGUCGCUCAGUGUUUGGAGUUGAGAAUAUUUGGUUGGUGAGUGCUGUUCUUAUCUUAUGCUGAGAAUAAGAGGACGAAAGGUGUGGCAGGAAUCUGGUGUAGUGGUUUCGUGGAAUUUUAAGGAGUGGGAAUUUGUAAA